This is a messenger RNA of Penicillium pulvis, 1008 nucleotides long. RefSeq names its product glycoside hydrolase family 16 protein. The transcript is spliced from 2 exons. Gene Ontology annotation, cellular component: fungal-type cell wall. The record is from RefSeq and is a predicted model, not a curated record. Bases 1 to 1008 code for a protein of 335 amino acids. Lineage: Eukaryota; Fungi; Ascomycota; Eurotiomycetes; Eurotiales; Aspergillaceae. Gene Ontology annotation, molecular function: glycosyltransferase activity; hydrolase activity, hydrolyzing O-glycosyl compounds. Gene Ontology annotation, biological process: carbohydrate metabolic process; fungal-type cell wall organization.
AUGCAUACGAAUUUCUCAUUAUCUGCCGCCAUUUGGGCCGCAUUUCUUUCCCUCGCAACUGCCCAAUCUUAUACAAGUUGUGAUCCUAUGGAAAAAUCCUGCCCUGCCGACCCGGGAAUAACGAGUACCGAAAUAUCUUACGACUUCACCAAAAGCUCGGAUCUUGCAAAAUGGAACACCACUGCUGGGACAGUAACGGCCAGUGACGAGGGAGCAAAGUUCACCAUCAGUCAAGAGGGAGACGCCCCGACCAUUGAAACCGAAUAUUAUAUUUUCUUCGGGGAAGUUAGCAUUACCAUGAAAGGUGCUUCGGGGACUGGAAUUGUCAGCUCUGCUAUUUUAGAGUCGGAUGACCUCGACGAGAUUGACUGGGAGAUUUUAGGAAGCUAUAGCUCCAAGCUUCAAACUGACUAUUAUGGCAAAGGAGAUAGUGGUUCCUACGACCGCUGGACUUGGGUAGAAGCCUCGAACCCUCUGUCCACCUUCCAUACUUAUAAAUGGGUGUGGACUAAGACGGAAUUGACUUGGUCUAUCGACGGCACCGUUGUGCGGACCCUGAAAUAUGCUAAUGCUGUACAUGACGGUGCCUCUCGAUACCCCCAAACGCCCAUGAGCGUUCGCAUUGGAAUUUGGGCAGGCGGCUCCAGCAGCAGCGAGGGUACCGUUGAGUGGGCUGGGGGUGUGACCGAUUACUCUGAUGGCCCAUUCACCAUGUAUGUCAAGUCUGUCUCUAUUGUGAACUAUAACCCAGCGGAAUCGUAUAAAUGGACGGACAAAUCUGGCUCAAUGGAUAGUAUUGAGAUUGUUGGAGGCACCUCGAGCACAGGAACCACAGACUCCUCAACCGGGACGGCAGCGGUUCCAGCUUCAGUGGCUGCUACUGGUGGUUUAUGGCGUUCUCACCCUUCGGGCUCGUCACAGACUACCAGCCGUCCCAUGUUCUCUACUAUUGGCAUUGGCCACUUGUCUAUUUUCAUCUCUAUUUUAAUGGUGAUGAUAUGUCUUUAA